AUGGGUGCAGAGUUUGGCGUCAUCGUCAUUUCAAGCUACCUUUCUGUCUGGGCGCCUUCUUUGGCCCUGCGUGGAAAGCGUGGUGCCGUCGACUUGCACAAGGCUUGCGACACGCUGAGAGAUUACCAAGCGAUGGUCUUCGCUUGCUUCAUGUGUGGAUGGAUAGUACACUUCAUUGCUAGCAUCCUCCAGGUGUGGAUCUUCUACAAGAGAUCCAUUGCCACCUUUGUAUCCAUCCCCUUUUUCCUCUUCACGCUGGCCAUCAUCUGGUGGCCCAGCGCAAUUAUGUGGGUCUGGGCUACUGAUCUGCCAUGA
Symbiodinium pilosum is the source of this 315-nucleotide messenger RNA. The record is from the annotation of a GenBank genome assembly. Lineage: Eukaryota; Dinophyceae; Suessiales; Symbiodiniaceae.